UUAUUCAUAGGGAUAGGGCUUGUCCUUUUACUCUAUAAUCAAAUACUCAGUUUUCCCGACGAGGUAGACUUUAUCUGGAGUGCUCGGUCUUCCUUCGCGAAACAUGUCUUCCUCCUGAACCGUUAUGUCGUCUCCAUCUUGCAAAUAUGCGUCGCAGUCCAGGUGUUCACUGAGCCUGUUCUUCUCCAGUCUUGUCAAGUAGUUGUCACGGUGACCUUCACCAUCGGAAUCUGCUCAAUCGCAAGUGGGAACGUCCUGGUGAUUCUGCGUGUGGUUACAUUGUGGGACCGCGAUAAAUACAUUGCCUUGCUCCUGGCCAUUGGUUUCUGUGCUUCAUUCACGUCUACGGCAGUUUUUACAACCAUUGUCCUUACUAAUGCAUACUCUGGUUUUGUGUACGUGCCCUUCGCACAUACCUGUGUGUCCUCUAUCAAGCCUUCAGCCCUUCCUGGUGUCUGGGCUUCUCCGCUCAUCUUCGAAGUCAUGGUACUCACGCUGGUCAUCUAUAACGCACUCAACCGACCUCGUGGGAGCACUACGCCGUUGCACCGUGUCCUGCUCCGUGAUGGGAUCCUUUUCUUU
Fomitiporia mediterranea MF3/22 is the source of this 582-nucleotide messenger RNA. RefSeq lists its product as uncharacterized. The annotation marks the transcript as partial. The transcript is spliced from 5 exons. Lineage: Eukaryota; Fungi; Basidiomycota; Agaricomycetes; Hymenochaetales; Hymenochaetaceae. The record is from RefSeq and is a predicted model, not a curated record.